CCGCAUCGGCUGUGUCCGACCCCGUAUUAGCAAAGUCUGGAGUAGUAGAUAAGCAGUUGUUCCCCAGCUCUCAAUUUCCUUUCUUCUCUUCAAUAACAUAUAACAUACCAAUUCAAUCGCUACAACUACAAUCAAAAUGCUCCCCUCUCCCGCUGCCGUCCACGCCGCCCACUCUCUAAUCCACCCCUACAUCCACCAUACCCCCCUUCUAACCUCCCGCACCCUCAACACCAUCGCCUCAACCCCUCAAUCCCCCGCGGCACUAGUUGGAACACCCUUUGAAGGCCAGGACCCAUCCCACCCACGUUUGCGCUUUUUCUUCAAAUGCGAGAAUUACCAACGCAUCGGCGCGUUCAAGGCGCGCGGGGCAUUCCAUGCAUUACUGCGGCUUGUUGAGGAGAGAGGAGAGGAGGAGGUUAAGAGGAGGGGUGUUAUCACACACAGCUCUGGAAACCACGCCCAAGCCCUCGCCCUCGCAGCCUCAACGCUGAAUAUCCCCGCUUACAUCGUGAUGCCUCGCAUAAGCACUUCGUCCAAAAUCUCAGGAACACAAUCGCACGGCGCGGAGGUCAUCUUCAGUGGAUCAACCAGCGUCGAGCGCGAAGCUGUCGUGGCCGAUAUUCAAGGCAGAACAAACGCGAUUCUCGUGCCGCCGUAUGACGAUUACGAUAUCAUCUGUGGGCAGGGAACGACGGGGUUGGAGCUUGAGGAGCAGUACUGGGAUACUGUGCGGAAGGAGCCGGGUCUUAGUGUCCAUGGGGAUACAGGUGCAGGUCUCGAUGCCGUGAUCACGCCUAUUGGUGGCGGUGGAUUGAACGCCGGCGUAGCAACGUUUUUCUCGGACAAGUCGACGCGAGUCUUCGGCGCUGAGCCGAACUUCGAAGGCGCGGACGAUUGUCGUCGUGGGUUAGAAGCCGGGGAACGCGUUCCGGCUGUCAGUACGCUGACAAUAGCUGAUGGUUUGCGGACGCCGGUUGGUUUGUUGAAUUGGGCUGUUAUCUCAGACCCGAAUAAGGUAGCUGGUGUCUACGCUGUGACGGAGGAGCAGAUCAAAGCUGCGAUGAGGCUUGUGCUGGAACGUAUGAAGGUUGUUGUUGAGCCAAGUGCGGUUGUGGGACUUGCUGUGUGUUUGUAUAACGAGGACUUUCGACGACGGGUUGUGACGGAAGCUGGAGAGGAGGGCUGGGAUGUUGGAGUCGUAUUCAGUGGUGGGAAUACAACCGUCGAGGCCAUUGGAAAGUUGUACAGUUAGAUACUCAUCAGAUAUGCACACCCUCUCUAUCCGCAUCAAACACAAAUCCUCUACCCCGUCUCUCCAACUCCUCGACCACUCUCCUCGACCACUCCUCCCUCCCCAAUC
Messenger RNA from Aspergillus ruber CBS 135680, 1360 nucleotides. RefSeq names its product threonine/serine dehydratase. The record is from RefSeq and is a predicted model, not a curated record. The transcript is spliced from 2 exons. Gene Ontology annotation, biological process: D-serine biosynthetic process; L-serine metabolic process; pyruvate biosynthetic process. Gene Ontology annotation, molecular function: threonine racemase activity; L-serine ammonia-lyase activity; D-serine ammonia-lyase activity. Bases 137 to 1252 code for a protein of 371 amino acids. Lineage: Eukaryota; Fungi; Ascomycota; Eurotiomycetes; Eurotiales; Aspergillaceae.